Molecule: messenger RNA, 525 nt
Organism: Trichoderma atroviride IMI 206040
Lineage: Eukaryota; Fungi; Ascomycota; Sordariomycetes; Hypocreales; Hypocreaceae
Source: RefSeq, a predicted model, not a curated record
GGCCGAAACGAAAUAUUCGUUCCGAUUUUUAUGCCCUAUCUAUCUAUCUACCAAAAGAGUGUUCCUAUUCCUUCAUUCCAUCUCUCAAAUUCCAUUACAACCCCUUUAUCCCAGUGAUGAUCCACCCCAAGUCCGUCCGAUGCAGCCCGUUGUCCACCCCAAUGUCCAAUCCAUUAAUCUUCCCAAUUUCCCUUCCAUCCAUCCAUCCCAAUUCCCAACCCCAAUUUCCAUCUCAAUGCCCGACCCAGCCCCUCCCAAUUACCCUUCAUGGUUCCCAUCCAGCCCUCCAAUCCCAGUCCAACCCAGUCUUUCAAGAUGCUGAAGGACCGACAAGAGACCUAAUUUACGCGACACUGCACAUCAAGCAAAAAGAAAGCGUGUCGGAGAAGAACACGGUUGCUAGAGCAGCAGUGUCGCUCAAAUUUCCCAGUUUUAUUGCCAGGCUGUGUUGCCUAUCGUAGUUGACAGGCAACCGAGAUACGUCAUACCCCUCGGCCUGCAGACACUCAAGAGAAUUGAUGAGGG